AUGAUCGGAAAAAUUUUGAUUAUUUGUACAUUAAUUACAUUAAUUAACGGUUUAGCUUGGAAUUAUAAUCCAAAAAUUAUAAAUGGGGAGGAUGCCAAAGAAGGAGAGAUACCCUAUCAAGUAUCACUUCAGAAGAAAUUUAGCUCUUUCCAUUUUUGCGGUGGAUCUAUUCUUAAUGAAAAUUAUGUAAUUACGGCUGCUCAUUGCAUACAGGAUAAAUCUGCAGAAGAUAUCAAGGUCAUAUCUGGCACGAUCAAUUUAGCCAUUCCAAGAUACGAGAAUGAUGUCCAUAAAAUCUUUAUUCACGAAAAAUAUAAUUCUUCGGAUUCGUGGAAGAACGACAUAGCAUUGCUCAAGGUUAAGACACCAUUUGUGCAAUCGAAGUUAAUUUCCUUCGUCCCUCUUCCAUCACCAAACGAUACCAUUAAGACAAAUGAUUUGGCAAUUGUUUCUGGCUGGGGCAGACUCAGUCAAGGAGGACCAUCAACUAUUUACUUGCAACGAGCAGACAUCCUGAUUGCAAAUCAAGAAUAUUGUGAAUUAAUGUAUAAUAAAGUGAAUUACAAUAUUUACAACACUCAAAUUUGUGCAUACAAUCCAACUAGUGAAAAAGGAUCAUGUAAUGGUGAUUCUGGUGGCCCCUUAGUCGUCGAUGGAAAACUCAUUGGUCUCGUUUCAUGGGCAAUGGGCUGUGCCCUCACUGAUUAUCCAACUGUCUAUACCCGUGUUGUAUCAUAUCUUGAUUGGAUAAAAGCAAAUGCUGUAUAAAUUUUAUAGUUAACUUAUAAAA
This is a messenger RNA of Apis dorsata (giant honeybee), 790 nucleotides long. RefSeq names its product chymotrypsin-2-like. Lineage: Eukaryota; Metazoa; Arthropoda; Insecta; Hymenoptera; Apidae. Gene Ontology annotation, molecular function: serine-type endopeptidase activity. The record is from RefSeq and is a predicted model, not a curated record. Bases 1 to 768 code for a protein of 255 amino acids. Gene Ontology annotation, biological process: proteolysis. The transcript has 7 exons.